AUGAAGGUCUCCCUCCUCAGUGCCAUUGCCCUCUUCGCGGCGGCAGCCACCGCCCAAACCAGCAACACCAUCGCGGACAUCAACGGCCGCGCUCGAACGUUGCAGGAGGAUUUUGUCGAAGUAGACGAUGCCGAGUUGAACCGCGAGUGCCACAAACAAAACGGCAACUACAUCCCGUCCCUCAAGACCGGACAGUACUCGACCAGUGCGUUCCAUAACUGCUUCCGCACCAUCGACCAAAUCUAUGAGUUCACCGAUGCGUUGGUCGCCCAAAACCCGACGUUGCUGAGCAAGAUUGCCAUCUCCAAGACGUACAAUAACGCCACGAUUUACGGCUACAAGUUGACCAAGGGCCACUCGCAGUCUUUGUACUUUCAAUCCCAGCUACACGCCCGCGAAUGGAUCGCAGGAGCGUCGAUUCUGUUCUCAUUCGCGUCGAUUCUGGAUGACAUUACCAAUAACAAACCCACGGCCGCCGACGAGUACGACUUGUACUUUGUGCCGAUCGUCAACAUUGACGGCUUCGAAAAGACGUGGAACGGCACCCGGUACCAGCGCAAGAAUGCCAAUGGUGUUGACUUGAACCGCAACUGGCCGAGCCUGCCCGACCCCGAAAGCAUUCACCCAGACGACGACACGUACCCUGGACUUAAGCCGUUCAGUGAGCCUGAAACCGCGGGCAUCAAUGAUUGGUUCAAAACCAAGCGCAAUGAAAUCCAAGGGUUUAUUGACAUUCACUCGUACAUGGGGCUCGUCUUGUACCCGUACGCAGACACUAACCAGCCAAUCGGCGGGGGAUUUGACGAGAAGUUCGAAGUCCUCGGCCGUGGAUUGGAAAGCGUCCUGGGGGCGUACACCGCUAAACCGUUGGCCAAAACAUUUUCCAUGUCGUAUGGGUUGUUUCAAGAUUACGCGUUCCGUGAAUUCAAAAAGCCUUCCCUGACGUUUGAAAUUAUCGGCGAUGAUUUUGUCGUGAACGUGACGACCAUCAAGACACGCGGCCUCGAAGUGUACAAAGGUAUCAACCAAUUCGCCAAGGAAGUCACCGUGUUCAAUGGUGGAGACGUCACGCCCACCAAGCCGUCUUGUGGUGAUUAA
Aphanomyces astaci is the source of this 1098-nucleotide messenger RNA. RefSeq lists its product as hypothetical. The record is from RefSeq and is a predicted model, not a curated record. Gene Ontology annotation, molecular function: zinc ion binding; metallocarboxypeptidase activity. Bases 1 to 1098 code for a protein of 365 amino acids. Gene Ontology annotation, biological process: proteolysis. The transcript has a single exon. Lineage: Eukaryota; Oomycota; Saprolegniomycetes; Saprolegniales; Verrucalvaceae.